Camelina sativa (false flax) is the source of this 1726-nucleotide messenger RNA. The record is from RefSeq and is a predicted model, not a curated record. Lineage: Eukaryota; Viridiplantae; Streptophyta; Magnoliopsida; Brassicales; Brassicaceae.
UCUCCAAUUCUUUACUAUCAGGGCAAAUUCCAAUCAAGCUUCUUCAGUUAACCAAGUUGGUGUCUCUCGAUCUUUCUUCUUCUGAUGAGCAUCUCUCUCUCAACAGCAAAUAUCACUUCUGAUUUGGAUUUUCCAUCAUAUGUGGGGUCUUUAUCUUUGCGAGGCUGCAACAUCACUGAGUUCCCUAAGUUCAUAAGAAACGGAAGAAAUCUUUUCUCCAUAGAUCUUUCCAACAACAAAAUCAAAGGUCAAGUACCAGACUGGUUGUGGAGACUACCAGAGUUGUCUUUUGUGAAUCUCUCUAACAACUCUCUCAGUGGUUUUAAUGGAUCCUUAAAUGUUCCCCCCGAGAGUCAAAUCAGUUCUGUUGAUCUAAGCUUAAAUGCUUUCCAAGGACCACUCUUCAUCCCAUCCUCCAAAUAUCUCAAUUAUUUUUUGGGUUCUAAGAAUAACUUCACUGGAGAGAUACCUCUAUCAAUAUGUGGACUAAGCUCUCUGCAGAUCUUAGAUCUAUCAAACAACAACCUCAACGGCUCAAUUCCUAGGUGUUUAGAGACUCUGGUGAUGAGUUCUCUUUCAUAUCUAAAUCUCCGUAACAACAGACUCAGCGGGAUUCUUCCUGAAAUAUUUCAGAACGCCAAGAGCUUAAUGUCACUUGAUGUCAGUCAAAACCGAUUAAAGGGAAAAAUGCCAGCUUCUCUUGUUGGUUGCUCUGCCUUGCAAGUUUUGAACGUGGGAAGCAACACAUUCAACGACAUGUUUCCAUUCCACUUGAAUUCUUUGCAGAAGCUUCAAGUUCUCGUUCUCCGCUCUAACAAGUUUCGUGGCAAAUUGCAUAACGCUGAUGGGGUUUGGUUUGGGUUUCCUCAGUUGAAAAUCAUUGAUGUUUCAUACAAUGGCUUCUUUGGUACAUUGCCAUCUCUUUACUUCUUGAACUGGACUGCAAUGUCCUCCAAGAGUGAUGAUAAUAUGGAACCAGAGUACAUGCAGAGUCCUUCACGAAACUACUACUUUUCACUUGUGUUGAUAAGUAAAGGAGUGUCAAUGGAGAUGGAACGUAUCCUUACAAUCUACACAGCCAUCGAUUUUUCAGGAAAUCAACUUCAAGGACCAAUUCCCGAUUCUGUUGGUUUGCUGAAGGAGCUUCGUAUUCUCAACAUGUCUAACAAUGCUUUCACGGGCCACAUCCCAUCUUCUUUGGCAAACUUAACGAAUCUGGAGUCACUAGACCUAUCCCAAAACAAGAUUUCUGGUGAGAUUCCUCCUGCGCUUGGGACCCUCUCUUCUCUCGAAGUGAUAAACGUUUCACAUAACCAGCUUGUAGGUUCCAUACCACAAGGCACGCAAUUUCAACGGCAAAAUUGCUCCUCCUAUGAAGGAAACCCCGGACUUAAUGGUCCUUCCCUUAAGGAUGUUUGUAGAGAUAUCAAAGUGCCAACACCACCACAACCCGAACUGAUGGAGACAAAAGAAGAAGAAGAAGAAGAAUCAUUCAGUUGGGUAGCAGCAGGUUUAGGCUUUGCACCUGGAGUUGUAUUUGGAUUAGUGAUGGGAUACAUAAUGGUUUCGUACAAGCAUGAGUGGUUCAUGAAGUUUUUUGGCCGAAGCAAGCAACGGACCACCAGAAAUCAUUAACGCAUGCAUUGCUGUUAUGUUCGAUGAAGUUGGUGUAAAUGAUUACAUCAUAAAUAAUUUAUUACUAGGAUAUAUCCGUGCUUUAAGCACG